CUCAUUAUCACCAUCGUCAUCAUCGUCGUUAUUGUUUUCAACAAUACCAACAAUUAGAACAACAUCGUCCAUCAUAGAUACAGAAGUAUCAAAAAUUGAUUACACAACAACGGCAACAUUACACGAUACCGAUAUAAUGUCAAUAUUAAAUGUUUAUUAUCCAUAUAAUCUUUUAUUUAACGAGCUUAAUGAUAAUAAUAAUGAUUCAACAAUAAUAAUGACCACAACAACAAUGCCAACACCAUCAUCACAAAUAACAAGCAAUUAUUUUGAAUCAAUUCCGAAACCAUUGCACCAAAAACAAUUACCCGAAAACGAUAAAUCAUCAUCACCAACAUCAACAAUGACAUCCAGUGAUAUAGAUUCAAUUACAUUUUCAAGUGAUUCAACAACAACAAAAACAACAACAACACUGACUGUGGUCACAUCAUUAUCAAACCAUGAAUAUGAUAGAAAUAAUAAUUCUGUUGAUAUUAAAAAUAAUACUGAUCCUGGAUUCAUGGAAUUAACAGUUGUUGAUCAUGCCAUCAUAUUGAUUGGUGGAUCAUUAUCAUUAAUUACAAUAUUGGGAAACGUUUUAGUGAUGGUAGCAUUCAAAAUUGAUCGCCAAUUACAAACAAUUUCAAAUUAUUUCUUAUUAUCAUUAGCUGUUGCUGAUUUUCUUAUCGGUUUCAUUUCGAUGCCAUUAUCAUUGAUUUAUAUUGUUGCCGAUGGUUGGCCAUUAGGCUAUUCAAUCUGUGAUAUUUGGUUGGCCAUCGAUUAUCUUAAUUCCAAUGCAUCUGUAUUAAAUCUGUUAUUAAUAUCAUUUGAUCGUUAUUUUUCGGUUACACGGCCAUUAACCUAUAGAGCCAAAAGAACUACGCGCCGUGCUUGUAUAUUUAUUUCAUUUGCUUGGAUAGUAUCGGCAUUAUUAUGGCCACCGUGGAUAUUUGCCUGGCCAAAGAUCGAAGGUCGCCGUACAGUGCCUGAACAUCAAUGUUAUAUACCAUUCCUUGAAUCGAACAUUUGGGUGACAACCAUAACCGCUAUAAUGGCAUUCUGGAUUCCAGUAACCAUCAUGUGCAUCCUUUAUUGGCGUAUCUGGCGAGAGACAGAAAAUCGUUAUCGUGAGCUCACAUCAUUAGUGGUUAUAUCACCGGCAACAACCAAUCAACCAACGGCGACGAUUGCAACGACAACAACAACUUCCAUAACAAAAUCAUCAACACCAACUGCCAGUGGCACGUUGACUGGUGGAACAAAUAUCGCAUUACCAACCACUAGUGAUUCACGAAGUAAGAUUAAAUUGAAAUCUACUACGAAUAAUAGUCCUAUUGGCGAUGAUAAGAAAUGUCAUCAUCAAAAUUCGAAUCAAAAUCAAUCGACCAAAGCUCAUAAACGUCCGAGCCAUUUACCAAACUGCCCACGUAGUUUGAUAUACCGUAAUAAAGUUCGAACAAGUCAGAUAGUUGUGUCAACGGCCACUUCUCAACAAGAAAUCGGCAAAGAUUCUGAACAACAAAAAACUUGCGGUAUCGGUUUUGUACGACCAUCACAUGGCCGUACAUCACGACUUCGUAGCAAUAAUAAAACGCCAUCGAUUUCGAUUGUUGGUCGAGCAAUGUCACAUACAUCUAUUGGUCAACAAUCAUAUGUUGAACCGGCGCCAAAAAUAUUCUCUACACAUGAUUAUGGGGAUGAGAUUAAAUUGGAAGAUAUUCCAAAUCCAACUGAAGGAUUAGUUUGUCUCAAAUCACCUGCAACUAUUGUUGGACAAGAUUUAGAUGUUGAAGAUUAUGAAAAUGAGCUAUUAGAAAUUGCAGCAGCUGCAUCAGCGACUGAUAUUGGUUCAAUAGCAUCGGAAUCUCGAAGAUCAUCUUUAACAUUCUUGGGUUGGAUCUGGAAUCGGCUUACAUUCAAUAAUACCAGACAUAAACGUUGUAGCAGCGAUAGUAGUAAACAUAGUAAAAGGUCACAAUUAAAGAAAAAAUAUUCGAUACAAGAAUUGCAAUCAGGUGUUGUUACAGCGACCGAAACAACAUCAGCAAUUAAAUGUCCAGGUUGUGCUUAUAGAUUACGACGAUUACGUAGACGACGUCAAUUACAAAAAAUGAAACAGAUUCGUCAACAAAAAAGCCUAGAAUUAGAGCAGCCAUCGACAAAUAUUCGACCACGAAUGAUGGAUAUGCCUUCAAAAUCGAUCGAUCAUUCAUUAGACAUGUCAACGAUCAAACAAACGGGAAUUAAUUAUCAUAUAAGAGAAAUGGAAUCAAUCAAUGAUGAUAAUACACAAUCGGAUAGUUCAAUAUAUACGAUUGUUAUAAAAUUACAGGAUCCAAAAGAUUUCAAUCAUCAUGAUAAUCAACGAAGCGGCGAAUCAAUUAAAAUGUUACGAUCACAUCGAUCAAAACGGUCAUCAUCAACAUCAUCAUCAGCGAUCCGACAAGAUUCUGCUACUGGUAUAAUAUCGGAUGAACUACAAUCGAUAUCAAUCAUUGCUAAGGAUAAUAAACGUAAUGUCGAUCGACAAGAACAAUUGGGAACAAAUAAUAUUGAUGAAUGUCAUCAUGGUGCACAUAUAUUACAACAUCAACAAUCGACAACAACAUCACAAACAUCAACAACAAUGACACCAGCAUUAUUAUCAUCAUCAGCCGCAUUCACACGUGUGCGUGCAACAUUUCAACCAAAAUCUGAACGUAAAGCUGCAAAAACAUUGUCAGCCAUUUUACUUGCAUUCAUUGUCACAUGGACACCAUAUAAUGUUCUUGUAUUAUUGAAAACAUUCUAUACUGGUUUAAUCGAUCCAGAAGGUGUUUGGUGGCAAUUUGCAUAUUUUCUUUGCUAUGUUAAUUCUACAUUAAAUCCAUUACUUUAUGCAUUGUGUAAUACAAAUUUUCGCCGUACAUAUAUAAGAAUAUUAACUUGUAAAUUUCGUCGUGGUAAUCAACCAAGUUCAAUUGGAUCAGCUGCAGCCGCUGUACAUCAUGCACGUCGUCAACAACAACAACAACAACAACAGCAACAACGUAAUGAACAAUUAAUGCAUCAUCGUGAUCUAUUACAUCAAAAUCAACGUUCAAUACAUCAAAGUAUUCAUCGUAUACAUGGACAUAUACAUAGUGGUGGUGGUGGUGGUGGUAGUGUUGCUUCUGCUGCUGGCAGUAGUGUUGUUGUUGGCCAUCAUCAUCGUGAUCAACAACAACAUCAUCAAUUGCAAUCAAAUAAUACA
This is a messenger RNA of Dermatophagoides farinae (American house dust mite), 3211 nucleotides long. NCBI's taxonomy places the organism in Eukaryota, Metazoa, Arthropoda, Arachnida, Sarcoptiformes, Pyroglyphidae. The record is from RefSeq and is a predicted model, not a curated record.